This is a messenger RNA of Cyclospora cayetanensis, 2709 nucleotides long. RefSeq names its product general transcription and DNA repair factor IIH helicase subunit XPD. The record is from RefSeq and is a predicted model, not a curated record. Gene Ontology annotation, molecular function: hydrolase activity, acting on acid anhydrides, in phosphorus-containing anhydrides; damaged DNA binding; DNA helicase activity. Lineage: Eukaryota; Apicomplexa; Conoidasida; Eucoccidiorida; Eimeriidae. Gene Ontology annotation, cellular component: nucleus. The coding region runs from base 1 to 2709 and encodes 902 amino acids. Gene Ontology annotation, biological process: transcription by RNA polymerase II; nucleotide-excision repair; positive regulation of mitotic recombination. The transcript is spliced from 20 exons.
AUGGUGGUGUUUUCGCUGGAAGGUGUUCGAGUCUUCUUCCCUUAUGACUCGAUUUACCCCGAGCAGUUCGCAUAUAUCCGAGCGGUCAAACGGGCCGUUGAAAUGCACGGGCAUGCUGUCCUAGAGAUGCCCACAGGCACAGGGAAAACGGCGUCGCUCAUGUCGAUCCUCACAUCCAUGCAAUUCGCGGAUCCUUCCAUGGGACGCAUUAUUUACUGCACACGAACGGUCGCUGAGAUGGAAAAGGCGUUGCUGGAGUUGAAGUUGGUGAUAGACUACAGAAUCAAGGAAAUUGAAAAGGAGAAGCUGCAGCAGAGCCUGGUGCAUGCGCAGCAGCAGCAACCUCUAGGGCAGCCAGGGCAGCCUCAGCCGGCAACAGAAGUCCCUUUACUGGGGAAAAAGAUGCGUGAGUCUGGGUAUUUGUUGGGAGUUGGGCUGUCUGCCCGGCGCAGCCUUUGUGCGAAUGGGGCCGUCAUGGCCUCCGCAGAGCGAGAGAAGAUCGAUGAAGGAUGUCGUAAACGAACGGCCCCGUGGGUGCGCGAAGCAGCCGCAGACCGCCACCAAGCCAGACUCGCGAUGCGCAGGGUUGCCAAUGCUGAAGAGAGCUCUGGAGAUGCGCCUGCAGCACCGGGCGAAGCAGCCACAGAUGUCGAGGACAUUGGCAACGGCGAUACGGCAGAGGGCCUAUGUGCCUUUUACGAAAAUUUUGAUGAAUAUUUCACGCCUCAGCACUUCCCAGCUGGUGUCUACACACUGGAAGAGCUGAAAGCUGCUGCUGUCCGGUGGCGCCAUCCUGUACUGCAGCGCCCUCUGCCCCUCUGCCCUUACUUCUUGGCGCGGCGACUGCUACAGGUUGCGAAUGUUGUCGUGCUGAAUUAUCAGUAUCUUUUGGACCCCAAAGUGUCAGAGCAGCAGCAGCAGCAGGAAGAUUGGCUGGGGACAGACACAGGAGCCUCGGUUGUCGUAUUCGACGAGGCUCACAACAUCGACAAUGUGUGCAUUGAGGCGCUCUCCGUCCACCUCAAUAAGAAUACUCUGGACCAAGCUCUCCGCAACCUAUCCGAGCUAAGCGAAGAGAUCAAAAAGCGUAAAGCAGCGGACUCAGAAAAGCUCCGCGCCGAGUAUCAGCAGCUGCUGCAGGGCAUGCAACAGCAGCAGCAACGGCGGCAGCGGCAGCAGCAUCAAUCCCAGGAAGAGCAGCCGCAGCAGAGGCAGCCCGUCACAGUUACAUCAGAGACUUUUCAGGCACUUGCGAAUCCAGUCCUUCCCUCAGACAUUGUUGAAGAGGCAAUCCCUGGAAGCAUCCGGCGAGCGGAACACUUUGUGGCUUUGAUGCGGAGGGUGAUUGCCUUCCUCAAGAUCUACAUCAAAGUCUACGACCUGAAGAGCGAAGGCCCGCUCUCCUUUCUCUUCGGCUUUGAAAAGGAGUCGUUGGUGGAGGGCUCUAUUCUUCGGCACUUUCACUCGCGUCUCAAGGCGUUGUUGCUGGCGCUCCAAGUGACAGACCUCGAGAGGCUCCUCCCUCUGACGCUCGUUGCGGACUUCUGCACCCUUGUAGGCACCUAUUGGGAUGGCUUCAUAGUGAUCGUGGAUCCGUACCCGGAGGCUUCUGGGCUGCACGAUCCGCUGCUGCAGCUCUGCUGCUUAGACGCCUCUCUUGCAAUGCAGCCCGUGCUGAAGCGCUUUAAAAGCGUCAUUCUCACGUCCGGCACCAUCUCCCCGCUCGAACUUUACCCAAAGAUACUUUCUUUUGUGCCCCUUAUAGCGGAGUCCUUCCCGGUGUCUAUGGAUCGCGCUUGUUUCUGCCCCAUGAUUGUCGCGAGGGGUGCAGACCAGGUGCCUCUAACAUCCAAGUUUGAAUACCGGCACGACUUGAGUGUCCUGCGAAACUACGCGAAUCUCCUGCUGGACCUGUGCAAGGCGGUUCCCGAUGGGCUUGUGUGCUUCUUUCCAUCGUAUGCGUACAUGGAGACUGCAAUGUCCUACUGGUACGAAAACGGAUUCCUCGCCCAAGUGCUUGAACACAAGCUGGUUUUUCUCGAGACAAAAGACGUUGUUUCCACGACCCUGGCGCUUUUUAACUUUAAGAAGGCGUGCGACUGUGGCCGGGGUGCCGUCUUCUUCUCUGUUGCCAGGGGAAAGGUCGCGGAAGGAGUGGAUUUUGACCGGCAUUUUGGGCGCUGCGUGGUUCUGUUUGGCAUACCUUAUCAAUACGCUCUUUCGAGGGUCUUAAAAGCCAGGCUGGACUUCUUGAGGGAGCGAUAUCAAAUCCAAGAGAACGAAUUCCUCACCUUUGACGCAAUGCGACAAGCAGCACAAUGCGUGGGGCGGGUGAUUCGUUCGAAGCGGGACUUCGCGAUAAUGAUUUUUGCUGACGCGAGGUUCUCACGCUCAGACAAGAGGAACAAACUGCCCCCGUGGAUCACGAGAUAUCUUGACCAAGCCCAUCUCGCACUAAAUACUGAAACCGCCGUAUCUGUUUGCCGUUCCUUCCUAAAAUCCAUUUCUCAGCCUUGCGUUUCCUCCUCGGCCCUAAGGCUGGGGGCGUCCGCCCUGGUGGACUACCAGCCUCCUGCUGCUGAUCCUGCUGAACUGCGGGAUGCCGCAGCAGCAGCACCUCCAGCAGCAACAGCUUUAGACAUUCGAAAUGCAGCCGAAACAAAAGCGUCACCGAACGCUGAGACAGUGCAGCACGCCUCAGUAUCAUAA